ACUAUUUCAUUGAGCAACGGAUGCUUGGAAAUAGUACUCCACAUCACAAUUUUUUUAUUUUAUUUUUUUUGAGCCAAUCACGUCACAAUUUAUAUGACCCGUUCGAAACUCUACUCUAUUAAUUAAAGUGAAACGUCACGAGGAGAGACGUAGUCCAAGAAAGUGUGCCGACAACCUAUAGCCGAGGAUGAUAGUAGGCAUGAAAUCGCGGCUGCAUUUGCUUCUUGUAUUUCUUAUCGGAAUCAAGUCUGUUGCUUCACAAUCAAUUGUGGAAAGCUUGCCUGGUUACGCCGGAACUCUGCCUUUCACACUCGAAACCGGAUACAUCGGAGUGGGAGAGAAUGAUGAAGUGCAGCUGUUUUACUACUUCAUUGAAUCCGAAAAUGAGCCAACGAGGGAUCCUCUGCUGCUCUGGCUCAACGGCGGGCCCGGUUGCUCUGCCUUUUCCGGCCUCGUUUAUGAAAUCGGUCCCCUGGCCUUUGAUAUUGAAAAUUUUGAUGGAAGCUUACCAUCUUUCAUACUCAACCCAUAUUCUUGGACUAAGGUUGCCAACAUAAUAUUCCUUGAUUACCCAGUUGGAACUGGAUUCUCCUAUUCCAACACAUCGAAAGGCUACCCCUCCUCCGACACUAAAUCAACACAACAUAAUUACACAUUUCUACGCAAGUGGUUGCUAGCUCAUCCUGCGUUUCUCAAGAAUCGUCUGUUUGUUUCUGGUGACUCUUAUGGAGGCUAUAUUGUUCCAAUGGUCGCUCUUCAAAUAGCAAAAGGUAAUGAAGCUGGACUGCAGCCAAUAAUGUCACUCAAAGGCUACAUUAUUGGGAAUCCACUCACAGAUGAAGACAGUGAUGCAAAUGAAAAGAUACCUUAUGCUCACAGGAUGGCUCUCAUAUCAGACAAACAAUUUGAGCAAGCAAGAAGCAGCUGCAAUGGAGAGUAUGUGAAUCCAGAUCCAAAUAAUAUUCAAUGUUUAUUUGCUCUUAGUAUUAUCAAUGAGCGCACCAAGCUUAUCAACGGUGCUCACAUUCUGGAGCCAAAAUGCAAAUUCUUAUCACCAAAACCAAGCGAUUCUAGAAGGUUCCUAGUAGAUGUUCCAGUCGAUCUCCUCUCCCUCUCCAACCGAAAUGAACUAAAAUGCCGCAAUAUGAGGUAUGCGACUUCCUAUGUAUGGGCGAACGACGAAACUGUGAGAGAAGCUCUUCACAUUAGAAAGGGAACGAUAACUGAUUGGACGAGAUGUAACAAGAGCUUGAGCUACGAAUAUGACAUAGAAAGUGCUUUCGAAUAUCAUCAAAUUCUGAGUGAUAGAGGCUUUCAAGCCUUGGUUUAUAGUGGUGAUCACGACAUGGAUAUACCUUACAUGGCUACAUUAAAAUGGAUACGCAAACUGAAUGUGAGCCUCGAAGAUGAAUGGAGGGCGUGGAAUGUUGAUGGUCAAGUUGCAGGAUACACAGAAAUGUACAAGAACAAUCAGGCUAGCAUCAUAUUCGCUACAGUCAAGGGUGCAGGGCAUACAGCACCAGAAUACAAGCCUAAAGAAUGUUUAGAAAUGAUUAAAAGAUGGCUCUCUCUCUACCCAUUGUAAAAUCUCUCUUCUUCACUUAUGUAAUGUGUAAUAAUUUUCCGUUCUUGCUUGGACUGAAGCACUUGCAUUUUGUAUUUCUUUUUCAAUAUGAUAUUAAGUAAUUCGUCUGUACAAA
Molecule: messenger RNA, 1700 nt
Organism: Salvia miltiorrhiza (redroot sage)
Lineage: Eukaryota; Viridiplantae; Streptophyta; Magnoliopsida; Lamiales; Lamiaceae
Product: serine carboxypeptidase-like 18
Exons: 14
Coding region: 188-1585 (465 amino acids)
Biological process (GO): proteolysis; secondary metabolic process
Molecular function (GO): serine-type carboxypeptidase activity; acyltransferase activity, transferring groups other than amino-acyl groups
Source: RefSeq, a predicted model, not a curated record